GAAGUGCCCUUUCUUACCUGUCUAGGAAGUUGUGGCGCCCUCUCCCUGCUCUCCGUUGCCGUGAGGCUCAUCUCGGGGUACAUCAGUGCACUGCGGCUCAGUGCUUGGUACCUCGACCGACAGCCAAUCUGCAACUCUGCGACUUCGCGCUGUCGCGUGGGUGCGACUGCCGAGCUUGUGUUACGUCUCUCUUUCGGUGCCCAGCACCAACCCCUUCUUGCAAUGUCUGGCCACCCAUCUUGGCGGCUGCUGCCGGCCACGGCCCCCGGAAUCCCCACCCUUCUGGUCUCGACAGCCUUCACAGCCGACUCAUACACCGUCCAUUUGUCCGACCUCGCCAACCUCUGGGUCGAGAGCCUGGAAAGGAGGCCUAUCAUAAAACGGGGGAUGGUGGAGGACACAAGCAUUGACCCCAGUGAUGGGCCCGACCAGAUCCGAAAGAUGCUUGAACUCCUGCGGGCCGCUUUUGACAGCAACGAUGCCGAGCACGGGAAUACGUCUCUAACGCUCACGAGGGGUGAUGAUGACGACUCCCUCGUGGUCCACGUCACCUGUGUACUUCCAAAGCCGUUGAAGCCCUUCAAGUGGCCAAUGCAUUUGAAGAAAUGCUCACAAUCAACCCUCGCCUCCGAGCUUGUGCUCCCAAUGAUACAAGCACACGAGGCACGCAUGCGGGAGAUCGACCAGCUCGUCUCGCUCCUUCGAGAGAAGGAUGGCGUCAUCUCUAGGCUCAUCGACAAACUAGAAGGUACAGGCACCGGCCUUGAGUACGUUUUCAACGCGCUAUCCGGAAAGCGCAAGGUCACUCGAGCCACGGCCGAGGGACGAGUCAAGGGACUUGCCCCUUUUUCAGAGUCCGAUUUCCGGAGCAAAACCCCAGACCUUCGCGCCAUCACGCAAUCGUCCGACGUUUCAUCCAUGUUAAGCUCGGUCUUCGGCCCACCCGGCUUGCAAUACAAGUCAGACUUGGAACUGGAGGCAUCAACAGCGCUAGAUGGCUGGUGGACGAACCUAUCCAAAGGCAGGAAUCUUCUUCUGUCGGCUCGCGCAGAGAAGGAGAUAUCACAAACUAUCCCAACGCCGCGGGAACCCGAGGCAGCCAAGGAAGAGGAUGAUGACUUCCAAAUCCAGGCCACUCCACCAGGCGUGAAGUCCACUCGGAAACGCGGCAGCCCCCCACGAGUGAUGGACGACGAUGAGACAUCAGACGGUGAAGACAUGGCGGAAGCCCCAGUCCCCGCUCUGUCUCCGGUCAAGCCCAAGACAGCGAUGCCCAAGCUUGGAGCGAUUGGCAGGCAUAAGAAGCCGUCCCCUUCUCCUCCUUCUCCGAGUAUGCCGGAGCGGUCACCCAGAGCCCAGGCCGCGACCUCUGAUACCCACUCCGAGACUGCCUCGGAAGUGGAUGAGAAUGAUACCGCUCAGUCCCCCCCGCCUCCACCCCCCAAACCAGUCUCUAAAAGGGGUGGCUUGGGCCAAAUUGGUGGAAAGCCAAAGCCUGAAGCUCCACCCAAACCGACACGCUCACCAUCCCCGGCGGCCCCCCCGGAUGAGCCAUCAAGCCAGCUGCCGAGGAGGAACAAGCUGGGUAUGAUUGGGAAAAAGGCCGCGAGCCCAGAUGCAUCUGUGACAAGUACGGGCGACGAGGCAAGGGGCCGAAGCAAAACCCCUGCCUUGGAGCCCAAGAAGGAACAAGUGCGAGAAACGUCACAGGAACGAGCUGACCGCAAGCGGGCUGAGCUUCAGAAAGAGAUGGAAAAGCGAGCGGCGGCGGGGCCGGCGAAGAAGAAGCGGAAAUUCUAACGCUGGGUGGGCACAUCGGAAUGUCGUCAAAGAUUCACAUUUCCUUGAAGUUGUAAAUAACAAGCACCACCACACACAGACAUGCUACCGUGUCGAAAAUUGCUUACGCUUCUGCCCGCUAUCCGCUCCGCCAAUUUGAUCGUCCGCCCUUUCUAGGUACCGAGUUACUCGCCGCAUCAGGGGCUUUGUCGGUCGGACCACCACCC
Molecule: messenger RNA, 2006 nt
Organism: Chaetomium fimeti
Lineage: Eukaryota; Fungi; Ascomycota; Sordariomycetes; Sordariales; Chaetomiaceae
Product: XRCC4-like factor-domain-containing protein
Exons: 1
Coding region: 223-1800 (525 amino acids)
Biological process (GO): double-strand break repair via nonhomologous end joining
Cellular component (GO): DNA ligase IV complex; nucleus
Molecular function (GO): DNA end binding
Source: RefSeq, a predicted model, not a curated record